Molecule: messenger RNA, 839 nt
Organism: Phytomonas sp. Hart1
Lineage: Eukaryota; Euglenozoa; Kinetoplastea; Trypanosomatida; Trypanosomatidae
Source: the annotation of a GenBank genome assembly
GUGAAUAGUAAAUACAUACUAUACAACAAGUAAUGAGUUACUUCAGAACGGAUAAUUGGUGGAAACGGCGUGACCACCGACGGAUUCGUGGCGCUCGCGGCCAACGCUUUCUCUCUCUUCGCAUGCACAUUCUGUUUAUUGUUUCUGUACUUUCCUUUCUGGAGUUCUACAUGAUUCGUAGCACGGAUAUCGAGCCCUAUCAUAUUGCCCCUCCGCCGGUGCGACCGCCUCCACCGCUGGCGCGGUCAUUAGGCUACUCGCUGACAAGUGAGAUGCCAUACCUGCAGACGUUGGAACUGGAAGAUCGGAUUCCAGACCACGUCCCUCAGAAAUAUUCGUUUAAUUAUGCAGGGGUCCGAAGUGGCGGCAAAAUGUCAUAGUGAAAGUUCUUUUCACAAAACCAAAGUAGCUUGAAAAAAUCCAAAACGAAGAGAUUCACGAAUCGACGCCACGUUGCCACGUAAAAUACGCAUUAGACAGCACCAAGUUUAUUCACACCAUCCUCCGAACUCAAUGAGGCGGUCCUGGCGAUGGAAGACAUUUUCGCGAUUGACCUUGUUUUUGUGCUUCUAAGAUGAAUUUAAGGGAUUCUCGACCUUGACGUCAUCUCGUCAAUGGCAUAAGCAGUGAGUGUUCACUCUUGGGUUUGAGGCAGACAUGAGUCGCGUGGAAAAGGUGGCUGAAUGGAAUGGUCUUUGGCAUACUCCUCGACAAAGCCAGAUCCAAUAUAGGAAGCCCGAGUGCAUCCAAGGACUUGAUGUGGCUAGAAGUGCUACAUGACAUUUAGGAGGAACAAUUUGCUACAAAAAGUACUAAUGCAUUGGAAAAAAAAAGAUAAA